AAGAAAGGAAAACAAGAAGGAAAAGGAGACACCAGUUGACGUAGAGGAAGGAGGGACAGAUACAGAAAGAGAAAUCCAUAUAAGCAGGGUUCUUCUUUGACAUGGAACUGCUAUUUGGAGGAUUCUCUUGCUUUGAAAAAGGGAAGAUGGACAGAAAAUUGAGAGAUCACCGGUCUCUACAAAAUGAAGUUGAAAAGGGCCCAAAAAAAUCCCUCCCUUGGAAAAAAAUGUGUUGUUUGGUGCCAAAGCAUACAGAAAGCUUAUAUGGAACUAUGGAAAGAGUCAGAAGGAAUGCUACGUUUGAAAUUCCAUUUUUUGUUACUUCUGGAGAGGUUUUGAAAGAGGCCAUUUGUAAAAGAUAGCCGAUCAGCUUCCCUGGAUUUCGCUGACGACACAAGAAAGCUUUGCUUGAAGAUGGAAACACUGGAGUCGGAACUGACCUGCCCUAUCUGUCUGGAGCUGUUUGAAGACCCACUGUUGCUGCCCUGUGCUCACAGCCUCUGCUUCAACUGCGCGCAUCGCAUACUCGUCUCCCACUGCGCCUCCAACGAGUGCGUUGACUCCAUCACCGCCUUCCAGUGCCCCACCUGCCGUUAUGUCAUCACCCUCAACCAGCGGGGUCUAGACGGGCUGAAGCGCAACGUGACUCUGCAGAAUAUCAUCGACAGGUUCCAGAAGGCUUCGGUGAGCGGGCCCAACUCCCCCAGCGAGACCCGGCGCGAGCGGGCGCCGGACGGCGGCAGCAUGACCUCCAACGAGAAGGUGCUCUGCCAGUUCUGCGACCAGGACCCCGCCCAGGAUGCCGUGAAGACCUGUGUCACUUGCGAGGUGUCCUACUGCGAAGAGUGCUUGAAAGCCACUCACCCGAACAAGAAGCCCUUCACUGGCCACCGCCUGAUAGAGCCCAUCCCGGACUCUCACAUCCGAGGGCUCAUGUGCCUGGAACACGAGGAUGAGAAAGUGAAUAUGUACUGCGUGACCGACGACCAGUUGAUCUGUGCCUUGUGUAAGCUGGUUGGGCGACACCGGGAUCAUCAGGUGGCGGCUCUGAGCGAGCGUUACGACAAGUUGAAGCAAAAUUUAGAGAGUAACCUCACCAACCUCAUUAAGAGGAACACGGAGCUGGAAACCCUUUUGGCUAAACUCAUUCAAACCUGCCAGCAUGUAGAGGUAAACGCAUCCCGACAAGAGACUAAGCUCAUGGAGGAAUGUGAUCUUCUCAUUGAAAUCAUACAGCAAAGACGACAAAUUAUUGGAACCAAAAUCAAAGAAGGGAAGGUGGUCAGGCUGAGAAAGCUGGCCCAGCAGAUUGCAAACUGCAAGCAGUGCAUUGAGCGCUCGACUUCUCUCAUCUCCCAAGCUGAACAGUCUCUAAAGGAGAAUGAUCAUGCUCGCUUCCUCCAGACGGCUAAAAAUAUCACUGAAAGGGUAUCCAUGGCAACUGCAUCCUCACAAGUUCUAAUUCCUGAAAUUAACCUCAAUGAUACAUUUGACACCUUCGCGUUGGAUUUUUCCAGAGAGAAGAAAUUGCUAGAAUGUUUGGAUUACCUUACAGCUCCCAAUCCUCCAACCAUCAGAGAAGAGCUGUGCACCGCUUCCUAUGACACCAUCACUGUCCACUGGAUGUCCGAUGAUGAGUUCAGCGUUGUUUCAUAUGAGCUUCAGUACACUAUCUUCACCGGACAAGCCAAUGUAGUUAGUUUGUGUAACUCAGCCGACAGCUGGAUGAUUGUUCCUAACAUCAAACAAAACCACUACACAGUGCACGGGCUUCAGAGUGGCACCAAAUACAUCUUUAUUGUCAAGGCUAUUAAUCAGGCUGGCAGCCGGAACAGUGAGCCUGGCAAGUUGAAGACAAACAGCCAGCCAUUUAAACUGGAUCCCAAGUCUGCCCACCGAAAACUCAAGGUGUCCCACGAUAACCUGACGGUUGAACGUGAUGAAACCUCGUCCAAAAAGAGUCACACGCCGGAGCGGUUCACCAGCCAGGGGAGCUACGGAGUGGCUGGAAAUGUGUUCAUUGACAGUGGGCGCCACUACUGGGAGGUAGUCAUAAGCGGCAGCACAUGGUAUGCCAUUGGUCUCGCUUACAAGACAGCACCGAAGCAUGAGUGGAUUGGGAAGAAUUCUGCUUCCUGGGUGCUGUGCCGUUGUAACAAUAAUUGGGUGGUGAGACACAACAGCAAGGAAAUUCCAAUUGAACCCGCCCCCCACCUCCGACGCGUGGGCAUCCUGCUGGACUAUGACAAUGGCUCCGUCGCUUUUUAUGAUGCUUUGAACUCGCUCCACCUUUAUACUUUUGACAUUACGUUCGCCCAGCCCGUGUGUCCCACAUUCACUGUGUGGAAUAAAUGUUUGACAAUUAUCACGGGCCUUCCCAUACCAGAUCACUUGGACUGCACAGAGCAGCUGCCGUGAUUGCGGCUGGAUGGAAAAGGAGCGGAUGCUGAACUUGGGACACUGCAGGAGGCCAGCCCACAAGAGGUUGACCAGAACUCUUCAACUAUGUGGGGGCAUAAAAGGUGUCCAUAAAUUAGCCCAGAUGGGGCUGGAAAGAGGACCCUCUCUCUCUCUCACACACACACUCUCCACAGCGUGUUUUGUAUUAAAGGGCAGGAAAUGGCUUUAAUAAUUUCUUGGAACACUUUUUGUA
Molecule: messenger RNA, 2653 nt
Organism: Tachyglossus aculeatus (Australian echidna)
Lineage: Eukaryota; Metazoa; Chordata; Mammalia; Monotremata; Tachyglossidae
Gene: MID1
Product: midline 1
Exons: 13
Coding region: 415-2418 (667 amino acids)
Molecular function (GO): protein binding; zinc ion binding
Source: RefSeq, a predicted model, not a curated record